Messenger RNA from Aspergillus pseudoviridinutans, 792 nucleotides. Its product is annotated as rhamnogalacturonan acetylesterase superfamily protein. The transcript has 4 exons. The record is from RefSeq and is a predicted model, not a curated record. NCBI's taxonomy places the organism in Eukaryota, Fungi, Ascomycota, Eurotiomycetes, Eurotiales, Aspergillaceae. Gene Ontology annotation, molecular function: hydrolase activity. Bases 1 to 792 code for a protein of 263 amino acids.
AUGGCAGGCUUAGCCUCCAUAAGCAAUGCGGCACCAACUGCGCGUUCCCAGCGCCAAAUCCUCCUCUGCUCCGACAGUACGACGAUGCCAUAUGGCACGAGUAGUUUAAUCCAAGGAUGGGGCUACUACAUGCACAACUUCUUCGACCUGAACAUCACCAAUCUCGCGCGCGGAGGGCGCAGCAMCCGCUCCUUUAUCAACGAAGGGCUCUGGGCGUCUUUACUAGAACGGAUCGUCCCCGGUGAAGGCACGUUCGUCCUCAUUGAGAUGGGCCACAACGACAACGGUGAUCCGAGGACCGACGCGAAGAACCGAGCUACGCUACCCGGCAUCGGGCCCGAGAGCGUCGUCGUGGCUAGUAAUGCCACCGGAGGCACAACAGAAACGGUGUACACGUUUGGCCAUUACCUCCGGAAAAUGAUCAGUGAUGUGCGGCAGGCUGGUGGUGUUCCGUUGCUUAGUGGGAUGGUCCCGAUCAUGUCCUGGACGGGGGAUGUUCUCCAACGGGACUGGCCUUUUGCGGAUUAUGCGCGUGAGGUGGCCGAGGAAGAAGGGGUGGAAUAUAUCGAUCAUACGAAAUAUGCUGUCAAUCGCUGGCAGGCUUUUGGUUCGGUCAAUGCUACCAUGCCCUAUUACCCGCUAAAUGACUAUACGCAUACAAGCUGGCCCGGAGCUGAAAUCAAUACGGAAGCUCUGGUGACAGCUGUCAAGUGUGGCCGUUACCACUGGAGAAAAUCGCAAUUGGCUCGCUAUCUGAAUCACAAUGCAAGCAAAAUUGACUAUGCUUGCUAG